Messenger RNA from Elephantulus edwardii (Cape elephant shrew), 735 nucleotides. RefSeq names its product desumoylating isopeptidase 1 (gene DESI1). The transcript is spliced from 6 exons. Gene Ontology annotation, molecular function: peptidase activity. Gene Ontology annotation, biological process: protein modification by small protein removal. The record is from RefSeq and is a predicted model, not a curated record. Bases 66 to 572 code for a protein of 168 amino acids. NCBI's taxonomy places the organism in Eukaryota, Metazoa, Chordata, Mammalia, Macroscelidea, Macroscelididae.
UCCGGGAAGGUCUGAGCCACUGCCAGGUGCAGAAGGACGUGUGGCCCCAGCCACCGCGGGCACUGAUGGAGUCGCCUAACCUCUAUCCGGUGAAGCUCUACGUGUAUGACCUGUCCAAGGGCCUGGCCCGCCGGCUCAGCCCCAUCAUGCUGGGGAAACAGCUGGAAGGCAUCUGGCAUACCUCCAUAGUUGUGCACAAAGACGAGUUCUUCUUCUGCAGUGCCGGCAUCUCCAGCUGUCCCCCGGGAGGAACAAUGCUUGGGCCCCCCGACUGUGUGGUUGAUGUGGGGAGCACAGAAGUCACAGAAGAAAUCUUCAUGGAGUACCUGUCUUCCCUGAGGGAGUCUCUCUUCCGAAGUGAAGCCUACAACCUCUUUGAACACAACUGUAACACCUUCACCAACGAAGUGGCCCAGUUUUUGACCGGACGCAAGAUCCCUUCUUACAUCACCGACCUUCCCUCUGAAUUUCUCUCCACGCCCUUUGGACAGGCCCUGCGGCCCUUCCUGGACUCCGUCCAGAUCCAGCCUUCCGGAGGGAACCCCAUCGGCAGACCCAGCGGCCAGAGCUAACAGCACAACGUGGGAGUGCCCUGCCUCACGGGGCUUUUCCUUUUUAAACAAAACAAACCCUACCAGAUUUCUAUUUUAUAAUUUUACAUCAGAGCUAACAACCAGGGGACGGCUUUUUACAUAUCCCAGGGAAGGGGCCUGUCAGGCUGCGUAGGACCGUGCU